AUGCGGUUUGGAAAGAAAGGAAAGUUGAGCCCCAGGUUUAUAGGUCCGUAUGAAAUCCUUGAGAGGGUUGGAAGUUUGGCCUAUCGUUUGGCGUUGCCCUUGGAAUUGGAGAGAGUGCACGAUGUGUUCCACGUAUCGCAGCUCAAGAGAUAUGUUCACGACCCAACUCAUGUCUUACCGUCGGAAGAGAUACCUUUGGAUGAGGACUUGACCUAUGAGGAAUGGCUGCUCAGAAUUCUGGAUUUCAAGACUCGGGACACUCGUAGGAAGUCUGUAAAGAUGGUAAAGGUUUGGUGGACGCAUCAUGGGGUUGAGGAAGCUACUUGGGAGCUGGAGUCCACCAUGUGA
Messenger RNA from Ipomoea nil (Japanese morning glory), 348 nucleotides. RefSeq lists its product as uncharacterized. The transcript has a single exon. The record is from RefSeq and is a predicted model, not a curated record. The coding region runs from base 1 to 348 and encodes 115 amino acids. Lineage: Eukaryota; Viridiplantae; Streptophyta; Magnoliopsida; Solanales; Convolvulaceae.